UUCGGCUUUUUCCUCUGGCCUGCGCUCCUUCCUCCUUCAGAGGGGCGGAGAGAGCGGCGGUGGAAACCGUAAGGCACGGCGGGUUCGACCCAUCAGCGAAAAUGGUGUGACCCGCCUUGAGCACCUCUCGCCGCCGCCGCUUCUUCUCCGAUGAAGGGUCCAAAAAGUGUCGGAGAGAGCGAAACGGCAUGGCACAGCCCUGUUCUGUUCCCAAACAACAACCGCUGUUCCCGGCUCUGUUUCUGCUCCUGCUUCUGCUUCUCUCUCCUCGCUGUGUGUAGAAUAUAGGUCCGAAAAUCGCUGCGAAAUUCAUUGGUCAAACCCCACCCACCACCGGGGAAAACGACGAAGUAUCCGUGAUUUUUCCCUGUCCCUAUCCUCCUUCCUGCCACUCUCUCUGUCCUCUCUCUGUCUCUGUCUCUCUGUCUCUGUCUCUCUCUCCCUGUGAUUCCUUCAGUCUCUAUUUCGAGUUACGCCAACUGGACGUAUAUACCUCCCAUAAAUAUCCUAGCUUUCUGCUGAUACCAGUUGAAUUAUUAUUAUUGUCAGUACACUCGCUUCCCACCCCACCAUUUUUCAGCUUGUUUAUUAAGUUAGUUACUAAAUUCGAUAAUUUCGCGAGGUGGGAGCUUCCAGUGAUAUUCGUUCCACUGUUCUUGCUAACUCUGUAAUUUUUGCUGCUUUGCUCGAAUCCACCUUAGAAAAGCGCGUCCUUUCUGUUGCCUCUUUAUGUAAUUCUAUCCAAAGUUUCUCUCUUUUUGUGUUAAAGAUUUCUCGUCCCUCUUUGAUUUCUGCUACUAGAAAUACAGCCCCUUCGUUGAAACAUUGGGCAAUUCCUGACUUUUAUACAGAAAUUUGUACACUGAUCCCAUUUUAACCAUUUUUAAUUUGCGGGUAGUUUUGGAUUUUUUUUAUCUAAUUGUGCUUUAAUCCCAUUCUUGUUUACAAAAUCGCCGUUCUUAUCUACCCUCAUCUUUCACUACAAACGCUAUAUAAAAGUUACCAGAUUAUCUGCUCUGUGGUUUAUCUGCUCUGUGUGGUUCUUCAGAGCUCGAUUCUGCACGAUACAAUCCAGUGCAGUGCCAAAAGAAUGAAGGCUUUUUGUUUGUUUCGGUUGUUAAUCUUGCUUGUUUUGAUCAAUGGUGCUUUGUGUAAGGAGUGUACCAACAUCCCUACUCAGCUUUCGUCACACACUCUUAGAUACGAGCUCUUAGCGUCAAACAAUGAGUCAUGGAGAGAGGAGAUGUUCUCACACUACCAUUUGACUCCAACGGACGAGACGACUUGGUCCAAUUUGUUACCAAGAAAGAUGUUAAAAGAAGAACAGGAAUUUGAAUGGAUAAUGGCGUACCGGAAAUUGAAGAAUUCUGCUGGGUCUGACUCACCAGGGGAGUUCCUUAAUGAAGUAUCGUUGCAUGAUGUGAGACUGGAUCCGAGUUCAGUUCAAUGGCGGGCGCAGCAGACAAACCUAGAAUACUUACUGUUGUUGGAUGUGGAUAGUUUGGUGUGGAGCUUUAGGAAAACGGCGGGUUUGCCGACACCGGGGAAGGCAUAUGGUGGUUGGGAGGCCCCGACUUGCGAGCUCCGGGGUCACUUUGUAGGGCAUUAUUUGAGUGCGACGGCAAAAAUGUGGGCAAGCACUCACAAUGAUAGUAUUGGAGAGAAAAUGUCUGCAUUAGUGACUGCUCUAGCUGCCUGUCAAGAGAAAAUGGGUACGGGAUAUCUUUCGGCUUUCCCAUCCGAGCAAUUUGAUCGUUUCGAAGCUAUCAAACCAGUCUGGGCUCCAUAUUACACCAUUCACAAGAUCAUGGCGGGUCUUCUGGAUCAAUAUACACUUGCUGGCAACAAGCAAGCUUUGAAAAUGGUUACAUGGAUGGCUGAUUACUUCUACAAUCGCGUGCAGAAUGUGAUCAGAACAUACUCUAUAGAAAGACAUUGGCUGUCGCUCAACGAAGAGACUGGUGGCAUGAAUGAUGUCCUUUACCAGUUAUUCACUGUAACGAACGAUACCAAGCAUUUGUUCUUGGCUCAUCUCUUUGAUAAACCUUGCUUUUUAGGAUUGCUUGCUGUGCAGGCCGAUGACAUAGCUGGUUUUCAUGCGAAUACUCAUAUCCCAAUCGUUAUUGGAGCACAGAUGCGUUUUGAAGUUACUGGUGACCCGCUAUACAAGACUAUAGGGACAUUCUUCAUGGACAUUAUGAACUCCUCCCACAGCUAUGCAACAGGUGGCACAUCAGUCGGGGAAUUCUGGACGGACCCAAAGCAUUUAGCGACCACUCUUCGAGUGGAAAAUGAGGAAUCAUGCACCACAUAUAACAUGCUGAAGGUGAGUCGCAACUUGUUUAGAUGGACAAAAGAAGUUGCAUAUGCCGAUUAUUACGAGCGAGCAUUGACAAAUGGCGUGCUAAGUAUUCAGAGAGGGACUGAGCCUGGUGUCAUGAUCUACAUGCUUCCUUUGGGUCAAGGGGUAUCCAAGGCCAGAAGCUUUCAUAAAUGGGGAACUCAGUUUGACUCCUUCUGGUGCUGCUAUGGGACAGGAAUUGAGUCGUUUUCGAAAUUGGGAGACUCUAUAUAUUUUGAAGAGCAAGGAGAAGUUCCGGGUCUUUACAUAAUUCAAUAUGUAUCGAGUUCACUUAAUUGGAGAGCAGGGGGGACUGUGAUCAAUCAGCAAAUUGGUCCUCUGUCAUCGCGGGAUCCUUAUAUUCAAGCAACAGUUACUUUUUCGUCGGAGGCAGCAGGGCAGUUGUCUACCCUGAAUUUCCGAAUACCGAGUUGGGUUUCUUCAGCUGGUGCCAAAGCAGAAUUAAAUGGAAAAACUUUAAAUCUACCACCUCCGGGUAAUUUUCUCGUCACAGAGGGGAAAUGGAGCCCCACUGACAAGCUGACCCUUCAGUUUCCCCUCAGUCUGCGGACAGAGGCUAUCCAAGAUGACCGAUCCGAGUAUGCUUCUAUACACGCAAUACUCUAUGGGCCUUAUCUUCUUGCGGGGCUGACGAGCGGAUACUGGGAAAUCAAAGCCGAGCCAGAUGUUCCUCUAUCCAAUUGGAUAACUCCUGUUCCGGAUUCUUACAGUUCGCAGUUGCUCUCUCUUUCGCAAGAAUCAGGCAACUUGUCUUAUUUCCUGACCAACACGAACCAAUCCAUCACAAUGGAGAAGUUUCCUGAGCCGGGCACUGAUUCAGCUGUCCACGCCACCUUCAGACUUGUCUCCAAAGACCCCACCGCUUUAGGAAUCAGGCCACGAGGGGGCAUGAUUGGGAAAUCGGUCAUGCUCGAACCAUUCGACCUUCCUGGAAUGGUGGUAGCAGAAAAAGGGAAAGAUAACGGCCUCGUAGUUGAGGGAUCAAGCGAGGGCAGCUUGUCCCUCUUCCGUGUGGUUGCAGGACUGGACGGGAAGGCCGAGACUGUGUCCUUGGAGUCAGAAAGCCAUGAAGGUUGCUACAUAUACACGGGGUUGAAUUACGACAAGGGUUCCAGUGUGAAGUUGGGUUGCGUCUCGGAUUCCUCAGACAGUAAGUUCAACGAAGCGAGCAGCUUUACGCCGGGAGACGCCAUAAGCUCGUACCAUCCCAUGAGCUUCGUGACGAAGGGUGAAAAGAGGAGCUUCCUUUUGGUUCCAUUGAUGAGCUUGAGAGAUGAAUCGUACACCGUCUAUUUCGACAUCCAGUCUUGAAAGAUUGGUUUGUAUAGAAGUACCUUGGAACAAACAGAAGAAUGCUUGGUUAGGAUUUUCAGACAAUAAUGAUCAAACUGCGGUUUAUACAACCAAUUAAAGCGAGGUUGAUGUAAUUACACUCUGUUUGCUUCUCUGCAAAUUUCUGGUCAGAAACUCGAUAUGGCCACUCUGUUUGGCAUUCGCGUC
Molecule: messenger RNA, 3862 nt
Organism: Eucalyptus grandis
Lineage: Eukaryota; Viridiplantae; Streptophyta; Magnoliopsida; Myrtales; Myrtaceae
Exons: 12
Coding region: 1091-3673 (860 amino acids)
Biological process (GO): L-arabinose metabolic process
Molecular function (GO): alpha-L-arabinofuranosidase activity
Source: RefSeq, a predicted model, not a curated record